AUGGCUGAAGCGGACCCCGAAGUCGUGGUGGCCAUCGUGGCUCUCCUCGUCUCUUUGGUUGCUCUGGCAGCUACCUUCAUGCAGGUCAUGCAACAAUACUACGCCUCUGCAGCAGGAUAUGCUCAAUGCAAUGAGAAGGUCAUGGGGAAAUGGGCACUCACAAAAACUCGUCGCUUCUCCUGGGACGAGCUCCGUUUCGAGGUCGAGUUCGAGGCCCCUGUGAUUUUUGUUUCGCCCCCAGACAACCAACAUGGUCCAAUUCGUGGGGCAGAGAUAUACUUUCUAGAUGGAAGUCCCGAAAGUCUCGAAAAUACGUGGUCUGAGCUGGACAUCAAUCCCAGAGAGGAAUAUGCCAACAAGACGAAACGAGAGCGUAUCCAUACUGCUGAUAACGAGCGAGCUUCAUGGACGUUGCUUCUCAGCGCCGUACAGCGUAUGGAGCACGAGUCUGAGAAGUGGCAGAAGAGUCAAUACGAGGGCAUGCAUAAACAAGUUGGACCUCCCAAUGCUCAGUCACAGAAUCAUGAUCUUCCUACCAACCCUCCCAGUCUAUACGAUGCACAUACUAUGACAGUUGCUCUUCAACGGAAACGUAAGAGCUGGGAUACAAUGCCUGCGACUGUUCUACGCCCCUACGCCACGACGACGAUGUGCCAUCUUAUCGAGAUGUUGGCUGCUCUGGGUAUCUAUUGGAAAGAGUUCGACCGAAAGCGUGAACGUUACCGUGCCGAAGGCAAUGGUUUUAUGGUUAUUGGCGAAAAGGUCACUGAUCUCGGUUUAAUGUUUACGUUCAGUAUUUACGGGCGGAGUCGCUUCGAAGCAAAUCGAGUGAUUCCUGUUGACCAGGUGAAGGAGCUUUGUUUUGGCUAUGUGUCGACGAUUUACAGCGUGUUGCUGGACCAGCGACGACUUCGAUUCCCUGAAGAUGAUCCAGAGAACUUGGCUUUCCUUCAGCUGGCGACUCGUGAGGAGAUUUCUCAGACCCUCAUCCGAAUUGGAUGUAACAACAAUGCUGUCCGUGCUUUCCAAGAUGCUGGGAAGCAUACAUCACAUUUGUUUCCUGUUUCUUUCGAAAUCCUCGGUAUGCUGAGUCGUACUUUUCACAUCAAGAACAGCAUGUUCACCCAUAUUCCUAACCCAACAUCAGAUCGUUGGGAUAAGCAAUCGGUGUCAUUAGUCAAAGUGAUGGAAGCUUAUGAGGACCUCGUUCCGACUUCACUGCCCGGAGCUCGUCGAAACCCAGUCAUUAUCGACAAGAUCAAGAAGCAUGUCGACCAAAUCCUGGCCUUCAACAAGGACGAAAGCGUGACCGAGAAGAUGUGUACUCUGAAGGCACUCCACGAAGCCAUUGACGAUUGCGAUCAGAUCUUAACAGCCAAGGAACCUAGCGGCACUGUUACCCCUUUUGCAGAGCAGUUGGGCAUCAAGGUUCAUGAGUCCGAGGUACAGAAGAAACGACGAGAAAUGGUCCAAGAUGUUUUGCGAUCGCACAUCCAAGAAGUUCUACGUCUACUGAACGAUGGGGAAGACCGUUCAUCCGAUACGCAAUCUCUACACGCCGAAUGGAGUCCGGCUACACCACAUACGCGACAGGAUGGACAGCCUAGAGUUGCGCCCAUCGGAUUCGAGGACAUGCACGAAGCCAGUCCUGACGAGCGGCAGCACAAAUUUUUGGAAGUUUACUUUCACGUUAUCCGUGAGAAGGUUAUCCCUCGUGCUGCCCGCUCAACAGACCGCAGAACGAGCCUUGUUGGAGCUCCUGCAGGGUAUGGUUUCCGUCGCGCAGGCACAGGUCGCACACAAGCAUCCAGCAUGCGUGGCAUUGAACGAGCAUCCUCGCCGCCUCCCCCCAUGCCAGCCCCCCGUCUGCAAACCAGCGUGGAGAACAUUCCUCUUGGUCCCAUGGCUAACGGCCGUCCCUCCAUGUCUAGCAGGCCUGGCAGUGCUGUGAGUGAAGCGUAUUCGUUAGCAAGUGAGCAACCCAGACCUAGACUAGAGGCUGCAUUGUAUGAACAGGAGGUCUCGCAUGAUGAUGUUUGGUGUACGCUGAUUUUCCGCAUGAUAUGCUGGUUAAUGUUACACGACUUCAACAAGUUGGAUGUACAAUUGAGUAAAAGUGAGCUAUUGGGAAGUCGUAUGCCAGUUUACAUAUCAUGA
This is a messenger RNA of Fusarium musae, 2157 nucleotides long. RefSeq lists its product as uncharacterized. The record is from RefSeq and is a predicted model, not a curated record. The transcript has 2 exons. NCBI's taxonomy places the organism in Eukaryota, Fungi, Ascomycota, Sordariomycetes, Hypocreales, Nectriaceae. Bases 1 to 2157 code for a protein of 718 amino acids.